Molecule: messenger RNA, 2206 nt
Organism: Nematostella vectensis (starlet sea anemone)
Lineage: Eukaryota; Metazoa; Cnidaria; Anthozoa; Actiniaria; Edwardsiidae
Product: zinc finger protein MSN2
Exons: 2
Coding region: 241-1776 (511 amino acids)
Biological process (GO): regulation of transcription by RNA polymerase II
Molecular function (GO): RNA polymerase II cis-regulatory region sequence-specific DNA binding; DNA-binding transcription factor activity, RNA polymerase II-specific
Source: RefSeq, a predicted model, not a curated record
UCAUAAAUGUUGCAAUGUAUACAUUUUACAUGCGAACAAAGAGACAGACGAGCACUUGGCUUAUAUAAUACGCUUGUCAACUCUACCGUGUCUUAGAGUGAACACAAAGUCAAAGCGUACGCAUCUUACCAAUUACCUCGCGAGCAAAUUUCGAUUAAUCAGGUACCACGAGAAUUUCACUAGGACUGCAUAUACAUAAACAAGGAUAGUGCUUAUUAACCGGGAGCAUUUUGUGAAGACAUGACAGGGAAGGGUGAUGUUAUGGACGACCUGUGUCCCUUAACUACUGGAAUAUACUCUCUCUUGUUACCUACAAAUGAGGAGGACGUACGGCAGACACUCUUCGAGCUCGAACGGUACCUCAACACUGGUACAACGCAAAAUGACGUCACAUCCCAGCCCGCAAAGACUAUUGGGAGCGUGGCGCCACUCGACAGCGCACGCGCAGUGACGACAUCGAGCGACUGUCUGUACUCGAUGAGCAACGCUGCCCAGAAGAGCUUCCCGACUUCGAGUGAGCAAUACUUCCGGUACCAGCCCAACGACGCAUCACUUCCGGUCCGUUUUGACCAGCCAUGCGGUCAAUUUACGGAGGCUUUGAAGGACUUCAGCAAAAGAAGUAUGUUCAAGCAAAAUAGAUUCGCAACAAAUCAGAUGGCAUUUCCGGUAAAACAAAACCCUGUGGUGGAGCAGAGUGCAUUCUGGGAUAGCCCUGACUCGUGGGUUAACGUCUGUUCAAAUGAUAACGUUGGCUUUGGAGUAAGCUAUGCAACGACUUCGUCAUCUAAUGCAACAUUAUUCCAGAAGGAAAGUUUCAAUGUGGCAAACGCGCCCACAACAACUAGUCCUGGAACGGUACAAAAAAGUACAGGGCUUAGCACGGGUGGCCUGUGUCAGAUAGGCAUGGGUACGAGUAAUUCAGCCAUCGAGAGUUCCUCUGCAGAUACAUACUCACAGUAUAAAUUCGCCAUGACUCAAUUUGAAGAAAAUCCCAUUGCGCCUUACGGACAGGCAUUCGGACUAACCAAACAGCUUGAAAUAAACACUUACAAAAACACCACGAACGAUUUAUCAAAGGAAACCGAAAAUCGUGAGCUGUUCGACAUGGACACUGGGAAAGAAACUUCACAAACUCAAAUGAUAGAGGGUGUUAACUAUCUAGGCAAUGAUCCCGAACCUACGGACAUAAUGGAAACAAUUAAUGGCCCUAGUCAGGUGUUAGAUGGUACUAAUCACGUGCUAAGGGAGUCUGAUCACGUGCUUAGAGAUUCCAAACACGUGCUAAGGGAGUCCAAUCACGUGCAAGUUGAUUCAUGUCACGUGGCAGGUGAUCCUUAUUACACUGAUCGCCGAGGGUCAGACUUGAGUGAAUCCAGUUUCGCGAGUCCUGCCAGCAGUAAAGGCUCAAGCGCUAGUGACUCGGACAGCGAUAAUUCUUCCCUCAUUCGCGCUCAUUCGCCCGAGUAUCUAGAUUCAAACUUACAAGGAGAUGUUGCGGGAAACACUCGUGAUUUCGGGUGUUACACAAAACUUUCCAAACCACCUCAAAUCACGCCACAAAAACGCUUGCCAAAUGCGGAUAAACCAUUCUACUGUCCAUGGCGGAACUGCGGCUGGAAAUUUCGCAGAUCGGACGAAUUGAAGCGACAUUAUAGACGCCAUACUGGGGAAAAACCUUACGCAUGCCCACUGUGCGGAAGGGCGUUCAGUCGAUCUGAUCAUAGAGCGUCGCACAUGCGUAAGCUCCAUCCGAACUGUCUAACGCCGGCGAACUAAUCUUCGUUUAUGACACUCGUGUUUAUUUUGCGUAGCGCGCGCUACUCUGGCAAUCUUGGGAGCUCUAGGAAGUUAACUAGUUAGCAUGCUUGUCAAUCAGAGUUAUGAUUCCCAAGUGCUAAUUAGCCAGUUUUCUAAAACUUUGUCUUGGUUACCAUGGUAGCGCUAGUCGUCGUCAAGAGUAAAUUUACAUCAUAAAGUCGAAUCAAAUAUAGGUGAUUUGGGAACUGUGCGACCUUACGGUUUUGCUUGGACUUCUAUUACUAGAUAAAACGUUUGACGGAUCUCUGAGUGCAGACCUUUGAACAGAUACUGUUCCUUUGAACAGAUACUCUUCCUUUGAACAGAUACUAUUUGUAAAGAAGAUUUAACAUAAAAUGUUAAAACAUUGGCCCCAUAAUGUUGUUUAAAAUUAAAGAACAAAACAAAA